Messenger RNA from Fraxinus pennsylvanica, 318 nucleotides. NCBI's taxonomy places the organism in Eukaryota, Viridiplantae, Streptophyta, Magnoliopsida, Lamiales, Oleaceae. The record is from the annotation of a GenBank genome assembly.
AUGGCUAGAGGUUCACGUUUUCUUGAUGGCGCAAAUCCACCUAUUUUGCAUCCACCACCUUCACCGUUGCCACCGCCGCCGCUUCAAGUCGGUAUACAGCUCUGCAUCGUAUUCACGGUGCUUGUCUUCAAGUUCCUCUGUAUGUAUUUCUAUCUCAAACUCUUGGAUAACACCGCCGCCAUCGGACGAUGCUGCGACGGCCAACAAUGGCAUGUAGAAGAAGGUCCUGAAGUACCUUCCGAAGCUGACCUACGCCGCCAACAACGACAACCUCUCCGACUGCGCAAUUUGCCUGGCGGAGUUCGCCGCCGGAGAUGA